CCGAGACCCACCUCGUACCUGUAAGAAUGCAGGUGUACUGCAGAUUGUGGUCUGGUUAAUAAUCUACCCAGUUGUAGGUUUGAACAUCUCCAUCCUCGAUAAGAACUUCCUUUUCCAAUGAAUGACGAUCACCCUCCAUUAUGAGGAUCUCUCUCCUCGUGUAAGAAAGGUGACAUUUUGGUCAGUCGCAAUGUUAUGCAGAAAGCCGUCCAACUAUUUCCAUGAACGUAAAACGAUAUUCGGCAUGUAUUGCUGCAAGCUUCUUUGCAACCGUUGUAGCUUUCGGUACCCUUAUGACGGUGAAUCAGAGAUUUGGACCCGAUCAUCUAAAACCUAUGAAGAUUUUGAAGGUUAUUAUACAAAGCAAUAAGGUAUCACCAAACGACGUUAUAGAACAAAAUUACUUCCGAGAUCCGCCUCCAAAAAAGAUAGAAAUCAAUAUGACUCAAACAUCAGCACGAGGUGCGAUCUCAAACACAGCAUUAUCAAUAAAUAAGAAAACAGUUCUGUCUCCCAAAUCUUUCCCAGCUUUAACUUCGAAAACCAGUAUCUCACCUGUGACAAGUACUAAAACUGCCUUCAUGGGAGUUUCAAAGCCGUCUUCCAUUCCUAAAAGUACAUUGACCACUGCCAAGAGUACAAUGACCACUACCAAAAGUACAGUGAUUACUACCAAGAUUACAGUGACUAUACCAGUGACCAAGACAUCGAUCUCACCUACAACGCAUGCGCCGUCCAAUUUUUAUGUGUGCCCUACGUUUAUGGGAAGAAUUGGAAAUAAUUUAUUUCAGUUUGCCUCUGGGUUUGGCAUUGCCGCCUCUAAGGAUAUGAAAUUUGUAAUAGCAGAAAAUGAUCUCAUAAACCGGUUGUUUGAAUUGAAAAACAGUAAACAUCUUCUUAUAAGCAAAGAUAGACACGAGUGUGCAAAAGCAAAAGUCCGCGGGGAAGGGCGUGCAUGUUCCUACGAUAAAAAUGUAGCAAAUUUCAAGCCGGAUGCAACGUAUCGAGUUGGAAAUUAUUUACAGUCGUGGAAGUACUUUCAUGACGCGGCACAGGAACUCCGAGAGCAGUUGAAAUUUAGAAUUCAUCUUCAGACGAGCGCCAACAAUAUUAUAAAAGGCAUAUUAAAGAACUAUAACACAUCUCGAGAAAACGUAACUUUGAUUGCUGUUCAUGUGCGACGCGGUGACAUGGUCAACCAUGCGUUUGGUUAUUUAGUUGCAACAAAGGAAUACUUCGCGAAAGCAGUACAACUCUUUAGCAAUUAUUCUAGUCCUAUUUUCAUCGUUUGUUCUAAUGAUCUUGGGUGGUCUAAAGCAAACUUUCCUAAGAACUACAAGGUUGAAUUUAUUUCCGGGAAUUCAGCGGAAGUAGAUUUGGCUUUAAUGGCGUCUUGUGAUCACAUGAUAUCAUCUGUGGGUUCUUUCAGCUGGUGGGCAGGCUGGCUCAAUAACGGAACUGUGACGUACUACAAAUGGCCGGCAAAGGAGGGUUCUGGUCUUCGAGCACAGUUCAGCUCAGAUUAUAUGGAUUAUUUUUAUCCACAUUGGACAGGCUUAUAAUGAGUGUAAAACAGUAUUAAUUAAGGCAUCAAUAUUUUAAUUGCAUAAUACAAGUUUUAUGUUUAAAAUUUUACUGAGAUUAUUCCCAUCCACCUGUAAAAGGUUCUUUUUUUCCUUUCUUUUUUUAAGUUCUAUAUAUUACGCUUGGUUACUUGUUGAAUUCUUGUUUCUUUCUAGAUUAGAUUACUCACCAACAUACAUGUUUACUCUAUAUGUAGAUAUAUUGGAUGUGUUCAUAAAAGGUAAAGAAAACAUGAAUGAAUGUUCCCUUUAAUUACUUUUCAAGCCAUGACAGGCAUUAUUAAGAAGGUUCACAGAUGGAAACUUGAAUUUAAUUCUUGUGUAUCAACAACUGAAACCCUUAGUUCUGUGAUGUACAACUGCCAAUGAAUAAGAAAAUAUAUCAAAAUAAAGAAUUUUUGUUGCCGA
This is a messenger RNA of Saccostrea echinata, 1991 nucleotides long. RefSeq names its product galactoside 2-alpha-L-fucosyltransferase Sec1-like. The record is from RefSeq and is a predicted model, not a curated record. The transcript is spliced from 4 exons. Gene Ontology annotation, biological process: carbohydrate metabolic process. Bases 222 to 1562 code for a protein of 446 amino acids. Gene Ontology annotation, cellular component: membrane. Lineage: Eukaryota; Metazoa; Mollusca; Bivalvia; Ostreida; Ostreidae. Gene Ontology annotation, molecular function: galactoside 2-alpha-L-fucosyltransferase activity.